AGAAAAAAGGACAUAAAGAAAGAUUCUUGCUCCUGUAAUGAAGUCAACAAAAUGGAAGAAGCAACCUAAGUGAUUCGAAGGCUACACGCACGAAAUACUGAGUAUAACCUGCGAUCAUGGUGAAAAUCACCCAUUCUUUUUUAUUGUUAUUUUCAGAUCCUUUGGUGCAUGGAUAAUGGUCUCUGGGCUAUCUGUCUGUUCUGUCUCCCUAUAACCAUCAUUCUACAGAGUAACUAUGCAGUGGCAAGACAUCGGCAAGCAAGCAAGACCAGUCAGCAUCUGCACUCUCGGCACGUUUGGCUGUCCGGAGUAGUCCUUACUUUGCCUGUCCCUGCACAUUCACCACUGCACAUUAGUUACUGUGUACUCUCUCUGUGUGUGUGUGUGUGUGUGCGCGCUCCAUGCAGACUGCACUGCUGCAGUUGUGCCUUUAAUCUCACAUCACAAACUUACUAGUACUUCUAUUCCCAUAACACAACCAUCCUUCUCCAAAACCACCUCGACC
This is a messenger RNA of Aspergillus brunneoviolaceus CBS 621.78, 505 nucleotides long. RefSeq lists its product as uncharacterized. The transcript has 2 exons. Bases 169 to 456 code for a protein of 95 amino acids. Lineage: Eukaryota; Fungi; Ascomycota; Eurotiomycetes; Eurotiales; Aspergillaceae. The record is from RefSeq and is a predicted model, not a curated record.